Sphaeroforma arctica JP610 is the source of this 176-nucleotide messenger RNA. RefSeq lists its product as hypothetical. Lineage: Eukaryota; Ichthyosporea; Ichthyophonida. The annotation marks the transcript as partial. The transcript has a single exon. The record is from RefSeq and is a predicted model, not a curated record.
AUAUCCUGCGGCUCCGUGCCAAGAGCUUGUUUUGUAUAUCCAAACUGCUGAACAUCAUCGACAAAUGGACUGUGACUGAGCGACUGAUUCCUACGCUGGAGAUGGUACCCUCGCGAGAACCGCAAGUGCUGAUGGCAUUGAUGGGAGUGUACUAUGAGAUGGUCAAGUCAAAGUAG